This is a messenger RNA of Mesorhabditis belari, 471 nucleotides long. The record is from the annotation of a GenBank genome assembly. NCBI's taxonomy places the organism in Eukaryota, Metazoa, Nematoda, Chromadorea, Rhabditida, Rhabditidae.
AUGAUCUUUGGAAUUUUUGGACCGCCAAAAAUUUUGCAUUCCGAUAAUGGUAGAGAAUUUGUCAACAAAUGGAUCGAUGAGUUGGUCAAUGUGUGGGGCCACUGCAAAGUUGUUCGUGGACAACCUCGUCAUUCUCAAUCACAAGGAAGUGUGGAACGAGCUAACGCCGACAUCGAGAACAUCUUGUGCACAUACCAGCGGGACCGGAAUACUUCAAAAUGGGCAGAAUUUCUUCCGAUGAUUCAAUUAAUAAAAAAUCGACGUUAUCAUCAUGGAAUCAAAAGGUCGCCAUUCGCCGCUAUGUUUGGAAAGAAUUACGACGAUGCGAAUGAAGUGUUGCUUUUGAGAAUCCAGACAGCCUUGAGUAACGGAUCAAUUACACAAGAAUUUGAUUUCGCUAACCAUGAUAGAACAAUAGCUUUUGAGCGGGAAGGCGCCAGAGCCGGUCAAGAAAAACAAGAUUUCAUCCUG